Messenger RNA from Cryptomeria japonica (Japanese cedar), 654 nucleotides. RefSeq lists its product as uncharacterized. NCBI's taxonomy places the organism in Eukaryota, Viridiplantae, Streptophyta, Pinopsida, Cupressales, Cupressaceae. The record is from RefSeq and is a predicted model, not a curated record. Bases 1 to 654 code for a protein of 217 amino acids. The transcript is spliced from 2 exons.
AUGGAUAGUGGUAGUACUGAUAACAUUGUGUCUGAAGAAAUGAUUGGGAAUUAUAAAGAUGAAGUUAUGUGUGACAUAAUGCCAAUGGAUGCAUGCCAUAUUCUUUUGGGCAGACCGUGGCAAUUUGAUAGACAAGUUGUUCAUAACGGCCAAUUGAACACAUACACAAUCAAGAAAGAUGGAAUAGAGUAUCUCUUAAAUACAAUGAAGAAUAUUAGUGAAGAUGAGGGUGAAGACAAAUCAAAAGUAUGUUUGGUUUCCAGAAAGCAAUUUUUGAGGGACUUCAAGAAGGAGAAAGCAUGUUUUGCUAUUGUUUCUAAAUCAACUACAGUUAGGACAACAAAGGAGAAAGAUGAAAUACCAAAGGAAAUCCAAGAGAUAUUGGAGGAGUAUGCUGAAAUUUUGAUGAAGAAGUUGCCUAAUGGGUUACCACCUAUGAGAUGCAUCAGCCAUUGUAUGGAUUUGAUUCCUCAUGCGAGUUUGACAAACAAGGCACCAUAUAGAAUGUCGCCAAAGGAGAGUGAGGAGAUGAACAAACAAGUGCAAGAGUUGCUUGACAAGGGGCUGAUUAGAGAAAGUUUGAGUCUGUGGUUCCAAUGGUGUUGGCACCAAAGAAAGAUGGAGGUUGGUGAAUGUGUAUCGAUUCAAGAGUAA